Molecule: messenger RNA, 3654 nt
Organism: Myiozetetes cayanensis
Lineage: Eukaryota; Metazoa; Chordata; Aves; Passeriformes; Tyrannidae
Product: taste receptor type 1 member 1
Exons: 15
Coding region: 1-3606 (1201 amino acids)
Biological process (GO): sensory perception of umami taste; G protein-coupled receptor signaling pathway
Cellular component (GO): membrane
Molecular function (GO): G protein-coupled receptor activity
Source: RefSeq, a predicted model, not a curated record
AUGCCGCCCCUCGCCCCGCUCCGCCUCUGCCUGUGCGCGGCCGCCGCCGCCGCCGCCGCCCUCACCCUCCGCGGCGAUCACCGCCUGGCCGGGCUGUUCCCGCUGCACGCCGCAGAGCCCCGCGCCGCCCGCCCGCUGGUGCGCGGCUGCGAUGACGCUGCAGUCUUCAAAAGCCACGGCUACUGCCUGUCCCAGGCCCUGCGCUUCACCAUAGAGGAGAUCAACAACUCCAGCACGCUACUCCCGAACAUCACUCUGGGCUACGACAUCCUCGACACCUGCUCUGAGCCUGCCAACCUCCACGCCACCCUGCAUGCCCUCGCCCGCAAAGGCGGGCAGGGUGUCCAGCUGCUCCCUGCCUUCCAACACUAUGAGCCCCAGGCUGUUGCCGUCAUCGGCCCCGACAGCACCCAGCUAGCCCUCACCACAGCUGCCAUCCUCGGUAUCUUCCUCGUACCAGAGAUCAGCUACGAAGCCUCUGUGGAGACAUUGAGCCUGAAGAGGCUGUACCCGUCAUUCCUGCGCACCAUCCCCAGUGACAGGCAGCAGGUGAAGGCUAUUUUCCUGCUGCUGCAGCACUUUGGCUGGACCUGGGUGGUGCUGCUGGGCAGCGACAACACCUAUGGUAGGGCCGGCCUCGAUGCCCUGCACAAGUUGCUGACCGCAAGCAAUGUGUGCGUGGCCUACCGAGGCACCAUUCCCGCCAACUCGGACGCCAGCAACCCUGAGCUCCACAACCUGGUCCGAGUCUUCACAGACGUCAGGGUCAAUGUCACCAUCGUCUUCUCCAACAGCCGAAGCGCCCGCCCAUUCUUCGAGGUGGUCAUCCAGAAGAACAUCACAGGCAUGGUGUGGGUGGGCUCUGAAGACUGGUCAUUGUCUCAAACCAUCUGGCAGGUGCCUGGCAUCCAGACCAUUGGCACAGUGAUUGGGAUGACGGUUGAAAAGCCAGAGUCUGUGAUGCUGGAACGCUUUGAAAGUUGGAAGAUGGUGGAGGAAGGUGCUGCUGCCAAGUGUGCUGGCACCGCAGAGGCAGGCAGGGAACUGGGGGGGAGCGCGAGGCUGGACUGCACCCAGCGUUACACCGGCUGCCGCUCACUGACUGCUGCCUCCAACGUGUACGAUGCUCAAGCCUCCUUCAAUGUGUACUCAGCCGUGUAUGCUGUGGCCCAUGGCCUGCACAACCUGCUAGGCUGUGCCUCAGGGGCUUGCAGCAAAGGCACCGUCUAUCCCUGGCAGCUUCUACAAAAGAUCAAGCAGGUAAACUUCACCUUGUACAAGAGCCGAGUCUCUUUUGAUGCCAACGGGGAUAUUCGUAAAGGCUACGACAUCGUCAUGUGGAACUGGAGUGGCUCAAACUGGGCUUCUGAUGUGAUAGGAACCUUCCAUGUCAACCCUGACAGGCUGAGCAUUGACCCAGGCAAAGUCCUGUGGCACACAAAAGAUGGUCAGGCUCCCACCUCGGUGUGCUCUGAGACCUGUCAGCCGGGAGAGAGGCGGCUGCAGCAGAGCCGCCACUGGUGCUGCUUCAGCUGUGUAGCCUGUCCAUUGGGCACCUUCCUGAACAGAUCAGACCCCUACGGCUGCCAGGCCUGUGGGCUGGACGAGUGGGCCCCGGCAGGGAGUGAGGCCUGUUUCAACCGUACUGUCGAGUUCCUGUCCUGGUCCGAGCCCCUCUCCUGGGCGCUGCUGACCCUGGCUGUGCUCCUCAUGCUGCUCAUGGCGGCACUGGCUGUCCUCUUUGCCCUCAAUGCCUCCACACCCGUGGUCAAGUCUGCGGGCGGGAAGAUGUGCUUCCUCAUGUUGGGGUCCCUGGCCUGCACCUGCAGCAGCCUCUUCUGUUACUUCGGGGAGCCCACGCGGCUGGCGUGCCUGCUGCGGCUGCCACUCUUCGCCAUCAGCUUCACCGUGUUCCUGUCGUGCGUGGCGACCCGCUCCUUCCAGAUCCUCUGCAUCUUCAAGCUGAACUCGCGCUGCCCGGCGCUCUACGAGGCUUGGCUGCGGCGCCAGGGCCCGGUGCUGUUUGUGGCCGCCAGCACGGCGGUACAGGCCGUGCUGUGCUUGGCCGCCGAGGCCGCCGGCCCCGCGGUGCCGCUCCGGGACUACGGCGCGCAGCCCGACCGGGUGGUGCUGGAGUGCGCUCCGAGCACCGCGGCCGGCGCCGCCAUCGCCUACACGGUGCUGCUCAGCGCGGGCUGCUUUGCGCUCAGCUACGCGGGCACGGACCUGCCCGCCGGCUACAACGAGGCCAAGAGCCUGACGGGCUCCCCCCCGGCCCCGGCGGAGGGCGGCGGCGGGCGGGGGGACGGCGACGCCGAGCCCCUCUCCGAGAAAAAGGCGCUGCGGAGCAGAAAGAGCCCCCCCGCUCCUGGAAAGGCGCCGGGGAGCAGAAAAGGUACAGCGGUGCCGGUCGAGUGCCCUACAUGUCAUAAAACCUUCCUCAGCAAAUAUUACCUUAAAGUGCACAACAGGAAACAUACUGGAGAGAAGCCAUUUGAGUGUUCCAAGUGUGGCAAAUGUUACUUUAGAAAAGAGAAUCUCCUGGAACAUGAAGCCAGGAACUGCAUGAACCGAUCAGAACAGGUGUUCACGUGCUCAGCAUGCCCGGAGGUGUUCAAGCGGCGGAUGGAGCUGCGGCUGCACAUGGUGUCACACACUGGGGAAAUGCCAUACAAGUGCUCCUCGUGCUCGCAGCAGUUCAUGCAGAAGAAGGAUCUGCAGAGCCACAUGAUAAAGCUGCACGGCGCACCCAAGCCCCACGCGUGCUCAACCUGCUCCAAGUGCUUUCUGUCCCGGACAGAGCUGCGCCUGCACGAGGCCUUCAAACACCGCGGAGAGAAGCUGUUUGUGUGUGAGGAGUGUGGGCACAGGGCCUCGAGCCGCAAUGGCCUGCAGAUGCACAUCAAGGCCAAGCACAGAAACGAGCGGCCCUAUGUGUGCGAGUUCUGCCACCACGCCUUCACGCAGAAAGCCAAUCUCAACAUGCACCUGCGCACUCACACUGGCGAGAAGCCCUUCCAGUGCCACCUCUGCGGCAAGACCUUCCGGACACAAGCAAGUCUGGACAAGCACAACCGGACACACACCGGUGAGCGGCCAUUCAGCUGUGAGUUCUGCGAGCAGCGUUUCACGGAGAAGGGGCCGCUGCUGAGACACAUCGCCAGCCGGCACCAGGAGGGGCGGCCCCACUUCUGCCACAUCUGCGGGAAGACGUUCAAAGCAGUGGAACAGCUGCGUGUCCAUAUCCGCCGGCACAAGGGCGUGAGGAAGUUUGAGUGCACCGAGUGUGGCUACAAGUUCACGCGGCAGGCUCACUUGAGGCGCCACAUGGAGAUCCACGACCGCGUGGAGAACUACAACCCACGGCAGCGGAAGCUGAGGAACUUGGUCAUCGAGGAUGAGAAGGAUGUGAUGGUGGUGCUGCAGCCGCCCCCAGAGCUGGAGGUGGGCUCAGCCGAGGUGAUUGUGGAGUCACUGGCCCACGGGUCACUGCCUGAGGAGGUUCCGGCGCAGAGACUGUGCUCUAAUGAGAACUUCUCCACGGCGGACGUGAUUGAGCAAUCUCUGAUUAUAACGACAACGAUUCCUGAAGACUGUGAGACAUAAUGCAGCCACCCUUCCACUGAAACACAAUAAAGUGUUGGGCUGAGCCAA